AUGUCCUCAAAGACCACCCCAACACAACCAACCUACAUCUCCUCCUCCGGCUCCCUCACCACCACAAAACCCCUCCACAAACGCAUCUAUGGCGUCAUCUGUGCGAUCCUAUCGUUCGUGUACUUGUAUUUCCGUUCACUCUUCUCGCUUAAUCCACAGUCUACGGCCGCUGGGUCGCGGUCGAGGGGCGGGACGGUUGGUGGAUGGAGUUCGGGGAGGAGUAUGAACGGCGGGAGUGGCAGCGGAAGGAGAAUUGGGAGGGUUGAUGAUGUACGUGGGCCGGAGUAUGGGAGUGGUGGGUGUCCGCCUCGAUGA
Molecule: messenger RNA, 315 nt
Organism: Saitoella complicata NRRL Y-17804
Lineage: Eukaryota; Fungi; Ascomycota; Saitoellomycetes; Saitoellales; Saitoellaceae
Exons: 2
Coding region: 1-315 (104 amino acids)
Source: RefSeq, a predicted model, not a curated record